GAAAAAAUGGCGACGGUGUGAGUUUGAAGUUUAGCGGCGCGAAACUGAAGCAGAGAAACACAGGGACAGACUGGAGGACAGGAGGACCGGAGGACCGGAGACGCAGGCUGCUAGUCCCGGUUCAGUCCAUCUCCCUCUUGUCUGUUGGUGGACUGUGUGCGGUUCCACGCGACUAAAGAGCGGGACGGAGAAGAGACCCAGUCCGGAUCAGCGGAGAUGUUUGACGACCUGAUUGAAGCCAUCUGUGGUCUGGAGCCUGAGGUGUCCCCCGGGAACGGGGCAUCAUACCAGAGAAGAAUCCCAGAGGAAGAUGGGGGGGUUGAGUCCGGUCUGAGCGUGGGGCAGUUUGUCCUCUGUCAUUGGUCAGAUGGAUUAUACUAUCUGGGCAAGAUACAGAGGGUGAGCCCCCCCAGGCAGAGCUGCUUUGUCACAUUUGAGGACAACUCCAAGUUCUGGGUCCUCUGGAAAGACAUCCAACACGCCGGAGUGCCAGGGGAGGAGCCUCGCUGCUCUGUGUGUCGAGAGGCGGAGCAAAACUCAGACAGCCAAUCAAAGAUCAACAAUCAAAUCCUGAUUUGUGGGAAAUGUGGAAUUGGCUUCCACCAGCUGUGCCAUGUUCCUCCAGUAGAGGGCAGCAGCAGUCUGAGUCCAUGGUUCUGCCGACGUUGUGUUUUCGCUCUGGCUGUUCGGAAAGGCGGCGCCCUGAAAAAAGGUCCAAUAGCCAAAGCUCUGUCCGCCAUGAAGCAGGUUCUGCUGUAUGACCUGGAAUCUCUGGACUGGGACUCUCAGCACCGGACCAAUCAGCAGCAGUGUUACUGUUACUGUGGCGGCCCUGGAGAGUGGUACCUAAAGAUGCUGCAGUGUUUCAGGUGUCACCAGUGGUUCCAUGAGGCCUGCACACAGGUUCUGCAGGAGUCCAUGAUGUUUGGGGACAGGUUCUACCUCUUCCUGUGUGCGGUGUGUAACAAAGGGUCAGAGUACGUCCGCCGUCUGUCUCUCAGGUGGGUCGAUGUGGUCCACUUGGUUCUGUAUAACCUGUCCGUCAGCAGUAAGAAGAAAUACUUCGAGCUGGACGAGAUUCUGGCCUUCGUCUCAGCCAACUGGGACCACUUACAGCUUGGAAAGCUGUCGAACACUCCACCUGCAGAGAGGGGGCAGCACCUGCUGGACGCUCUGAAUAAAUACAAGAGCAAGUUUCUCUGUGGGAAGGAGAUUAAGAAGAGGAAGUGCAUCUUUCGCCUGAGGACACGAGUCCCUCCCAACCCUUCCACCAAGCUCUUUCCUGAGCGUGCUCACAAUGAUGGCGGGCAUGGUCGCAAGAAAGCCUUGGCCAGCAGUUCAGCUGAGAGGAAGAAGAAAAAGUCUAAGUGGCUUCUGGAGGAUGCCAUUCCUACUAAUGAGCUGUCCUGCAGUUGGACCUCCAACCACCACAUGGCCAACAUCUUUGACUUUACUCUGGAUGAGCUACAGAGCCUCAAGAGCAGUUCCAGUAGAGCCGUUAGUAUUGAUCAGGACUCUACUGACGCCUCCACCUCCGGUUCAGCUACAACCAGCGCUUCCUACCACUUCAGAAAGAGGGUUGGCAGCAGGAAGAGGAAAUUACCCAGCAACAGCUACUCUCAGUGGGCGAAUCACUGUGAGGCAGGGGAGGAGCUUGGAGGGGAGGGGCCAUCUGAGAUCAAUGAGGACCCAGCUGCUGCAGGCCACACCCACUUGUCUACAGAUUCCUCUCACUUCUUCUCUGACUCCUCCCAGAUCCCCUCAGACUCCUCCCACCUCCACUCCUCGAUCUCGUCGUAUUUUGGAGUGGCAGGCAGACUGACCAAUGGGGAGAGAUACCAGGUGUUGGCCCGCCGUGUCACCGCUCAGGGGACGGUCCAGUACCUGCUGGAGUGGGAGGGAACAACACCUUAUUAGGACAUUAACAUGGUCACAGAGUUAGGGUGUGUGAGAAGAUUUGAUUCCACUUCAUCCACACUCAUCUGAUCAGCUGGUCGUUGGUUAAGAUCGCUCAGGUCAGGUGGGUCAGAGGUACUUUUUUUUUUUUUUUUUUUAAAGACAAAAAAAAAAAUGUUGCUUAGCAACAGUGGUCUAGUGACUAAGGUUGUUCUUGGAUCCCAGUUACCAUAAAACCUGAUGCACUGUAUCAGACAUGGUUGGAUGGCAGGGUGAUAACCUUAAAACCUGUGGGACCCAUGUCCCUGUGAAAGUGUCCCUGUAACACACUUGUAAAACACAAGUGUCCCCGUAAAAUACCUCCGUCUCUUCAAAACACCUCUUUAGUGUCCCCAUAAGCACUUGCCUGACCUGUUUUUAAUACCUGCAUGUGCUUCCAUUUAAAACAGCCUUUAUCUGUCCUUGUAAAACAUCUGGCCUGAUAAAUAUGCCACAGUUAAUGGAUUCAUCUCCAUGAGCACUUAACUGACAUGUUUUUAUAAAAUAUCUGUAUUAUUAAAGACAUUCCUAUAAACACCAUAAACUCCUGACCUGUGUAACUUUAAAAUAAUAUAAAGCCUAUCAAGCCUAUCUUGUGUCCCUAUGCCAGUUGUCCCUGCCAACAUUUCUCUGAUCUGUGUAGCUGUAUAUACAUGUCAGGUUUUCACAGGUGAGUGUGGAUGGAUCAGCUGAUCACACACCUGUACAGACAGUAUUUAGUGGAAACAAGAAUUCAGCCAAAGACUCGGUUGGCAGCGAUGUUUAGUGUUUUAGUCCGUUAUCUCAGUGUUACUGUUCAGGAUGACUGUAGGAGGACUUCUUUGUUUUCUAAUGACAAACCAAACAGUUUCUUUUUCUAUGAUUUCUUCAACAGUCAGUCCUUCUGUAAUGUCCUGUUGCACCCCCAGCUGUCAAACAGCACUCUGUCUCACCUGUACUCACAGAAGUAUGUGAAUAUGUUUACCUGUGAAGCUUUAGCCACACCUGUUGUAAAUGCCCUGCCCCCUCGUUACAUGACAUUACCUGAAGAACACCUGCUCAGGUGUAGAUCCCUCUGUGUCCCAGCUCGUCUUGCACUUGUCUCAUUCGGUAUCUAUGCAAUCAUGAUAAACUGAUAAUCAGAGGGAUUGAUUGGUGGUGUUACAGGUUAGCUUAAAGCUAACACAGCCCAUUGUUGUGAAUAAGAAAUGGUAACAGUGCUAACAGUCUCUGAGACGUUAAAAUGUCACUCUGUCACUUUAAAUCUGCAGCUCCUCCUUGCUGCCAUGGUAACCAUGCUCUUUUCCCAUUGGCCAGCUGGAUGGUUGUUUUGAUCAUGUGACUGUAUGUUUGUCUUUUUUCUGACCAACCAGCUCUCAGCUUUUUCUGGAAUAAAAGAAAAACAUCUGACCUUUGA
This is a messenger RNA of Melanotaenia boesemani (Boeseman's rainbowfish), 3331 nucleotides long. It is a transcript of the gene phf19, whose product is annotated as PHD finger protein 19. Lineage: Eukaryota; Metazoa; Chordata; Actinopteri; Atheriniformes; Melanotaeniidae. Gene Ontology annotation, cellular component: nucleus. The record is from RefSeq and is a predicted model, not a curated record. Gene Ontology annotation, molecular function: chromatin binding; DNA binding. Gene Ontology annotation, biological process: chromatin organization; regulation of DNA-templated transcription. The transcript has 14 exons. Bases 217 to 1917 code for a protein of 566 amino acids.